Molecule: messenger RNA, 1791 nt
Organism: Boleophthalmus pectinirostris (great blue-spotted mudskipper)
Lineage: Eukaryota; Metazoa; Chordata; Actinopteri; Gobiiformes; Gobiidae
Gene: yipf1
Product: Yip1 domain family, member 1
Exons: 10
Coding region: 319-1224 (301 amino acids)
Biological process (GO): vesicle-mediated transport
Cellular component (GO): membrane; Golgi apparatus
Molecular function (GO): small GTPase binding
Source: RefSeq, a predicted model, not a curated record
CCGCUUCCCCGUCAACGCUGGCAAAGUUGGGAAUGCAAUGAUUUUGUCACGGUUUUAGAAAAAUAUCUGUCUAAAACCAUUUAUUUUCCAGGAGUAUUUGACAUUUCAACGACUUAUCAUUCAAAUUUGUCCAUUUGCAGCAUCGAUUUAUUAACUAGAGAAGAAAUAUUUUGGUAGCUGGAAUAAAUAAUAAAGAAGACAACACAUUUUAAAAUUACAAAUACAGAUUGUUUGCUUUUUUCCCCCCGACACUAGCGUCCCAAUCAAUGUUUGUAGCUUGUGCAUAAAGUUUGGCAAUCUAGAAUAAAACCGAUUAAAAUGGCGUCCAUGAAAGAUCCCUUUGAAUUCCAGGAUUUUGAUGACUCUGGUAACCUCUUGGGGCACAGUGGAGAUGCUGUCACGAUCAGCAUUGAGGAUGAAGAUGUUAAAUUUGACCCACAGAAAAAGGCUGCUGCCCCAAGUGUAGAUGCAUACGAGGAAGAACCAGUGACCAGCGAUGACCAGACAAAGCUUCUCUCUGGACAAAAGAAAAACGCUGCUUUCUGGACAUUUGAGUACUACCAGCAGUUCUUUGACAUCGACACUUACCAUGUUAAAGAAAGAAUAAUAGGAUCUGUGCUUCCACUACCUAGAAAAAACUUUGUCCACACCUACCUUCGGAGAAAUCCCGAUCUCUAUGGGCCCUUUUGGAUCUGCACCACUCUUGUUUUUGCCAUUGCCAUCAGUGGAAAUAUCUCAACCUUUCUGGUGAAUUUAGGCAAACCACACUACAAGUACACCCCAGAAUUUCGGAAAGUGACUAUAGCUGCCACGGCCAUCUUCAGUUAUGCGUGGCUGGUCCCACUGGCACUGUGGGGUGUCCUGCUGUGGAGAAGCAACAAGGUCACGAACCUGGUGUCAUAUUCCUUUAUGGAGAUUGUGUGUGUGUACGGGUAUUCACUGGCAGUUUACAUACCGGCUGUGAUCAUUUGGAUUCUCCCAUUUAUGUGGCUGCAGUGGUUGUCUAUACUUGUUGCCUUGUGCCUCUCUGGCUCUGUUCUGGUGAUGACGUUUUGGCCCGCAGUUCGAGAUGACCACCCCAAAGUUUACAUCGCCAUCCUUUCCGCCAUUGUCACUUUCAAUGUCCUGCUUGCUGUUGGCUGUAAGAUGUACUUCUUCAGCAAACCAGAAGCGCUUCCUGAAAUAUCCUCAGGUCCCACUGUAGGAGUUAAAUUAUCAACAUAAGUCUAAGCUUCUCCUGUUGCCUUAUUAGCGGGACUCAGGUUGCCGGGGUUGUGAAGUCAUGGGUCGUUUGGAUUUCACAUGCACUUGAACAUUCUACUUCGGGCCCUCAAGAUUCAGCGUGGAGCCUUGUCCAAGCUACAUGACCUUUUGGAAAUGAAACACUGGUACCGAGUAUGUUAUUUCUAAUGGGAUGGGUUCUAAACUUCCUCGGAGAUAAAUGGGUUAUAGUGUUACACGGCGCAUCUCUUUUUAGCAGUUUGGUAGUUUUCCACCUAAUCCUUUAUUUAGUAAACAACUUUGAUUACUGACUGUAUAGACAUUUUUGUAUAUAAUUCAUUAAAUCAAAUGUUUUUUACAAAUGACUGAAAUUAAUAUUGUGAGGUUGAGGUUAAUUAAUAUAGUUUUGUUGUUCUUUGCCUGAGUGCCUAAACACCAAAGAUGCAGUCUAUAUAUUAUGUAAAGUCAUAUUUUUAACUUUUAUAAGUAACUUUGUAAUUAUGAUUUAUUUGUAACAUAUGCAUAUACUGGGAGUAUCUUUCAUGCUAAAAUAAAAGGGCUUAUUGGGAA